Molecule: messenger RNA, 2167 nt
Organism: Olea europaea var. sylvestris
Lineage: Eukaryota; Viridiplantae; Streptophyta; Magnoliopsida; Lamiales; Oleaceae
Product: putative glycerol-3-phosphate transporter 5
Exons: 2
Coding region: 179-1741 (520 amino acids)
Biological process (GO): phosphate ion homeostasis; transmembrane transport
Cellular component (GO): membrane
Molecular function (GO): transmembrane transporter activity
Source: RefSeq, a predicted model, not a curated record
GGGGGGAAGAAAGAAGGAAAAAAAUAUUCAGACAAAUAAAACCCCAGAUCCCUCUUGUCCCUGAUCGAUCCCACCGUCUUCUUCUUUUGUAUAUUCAAUCUCUGUAAAUAUCAUUCACUCAUAGUUUUUACUUAUAUAGAUCCAAUCCACACAUUCUAUUGUACAUCACGAUUGUGAAAUGAUGCAACUCAAAACCCUAACCCUAGAUCCACCACCUGGGCUGAUCUUCCCGUGCCUCAACCCUCCAAACAAGACCCUCAAAUUUCACCGAUUCCUAGUACUUAUUCUGACCUUCACCGCCUACGCGGCCUUCCAUGCCUCUCGUAAACCCCCCAGCAUUGUUAAAUCUGUGCUCACCUCUCCCACCCCCGAAUUCCUCAAUGCCACCAUAAGCAAUGGUACCACGGCAUCAAAUUCUGAUAAGGGUUCAUUUCAGUUCUCCAGAAAUCCACUUCAGAACGACACAGGAUGGGCACCGUUCAAUGGACCUGAUGGACCUCACCGUCUUGGGGAGCUUGAUCUCUCGUUUCUAUUGGCCUAUUCCAUCGGCAUGUAUUUCUCUGGCCACAUAGGUGAUACCAUUGAUUUGAGGAUUUUCUUGACAAUCGGGAUGCUGGGUAGUGGCAUUUUUGUAAUAUUUUUUGGGUUGGGGUAUUUUCUUGAUUUGCAUUCUCUCUGGUUUUAUGUUACCAUACAGGUUCUGUGUGGGUUGUUUCAGUCUGUGGGGUGGCCUUGCGUGGUGGCAGUGGUGGGCAACUGGUUUGAGAAGGCGAAACGAGGGUUGAUCAUGGGGGUAUGGAAUUCUCAUACCUCCGUGGGAAACAUCAUGGGGUCUCUAAUUGCUUCCUCGGUAUUGGGGUUUGGAUGGGGAUGGUCCUUUAUGCUGCCUGGUAUUUUCAUUGUGAUGGUGGCUUUUCUUAUUUACUUGUUUCUUGUCGUGAAUCCAGAAAACAUUGGGUUUGAGUUAUCAGGGGAGGAGGUUGAGAUGAGUGUUGAAGGAGUGGCUCUAGUGGAUUCAGAAAUAAAUGAUACAGAGGAAUCAAUGGAAUAUGAGGAUGUGGAGAGUUCAGUUGCCAUAGGAUUCCUUGAGGCAUGGAGGUUACCUGACGUGGCAUCUUUUGCAUUCUGCUUGUUCUUCUCUAAGCUCGUGGCAUAUACAUUUUUAUAUUGGCUGCCGUUCUACAUAAGACAUACUGCUGUUGCAGGUGUGCAUCUGUCACAUAAAACUGCUGGGAUCCUCUCAACAAUUUUCGAUAUUGGAGGAGUCUUCGGUGGGAUUUUGGCAGGAUUCAUAUCCGAUAUGAUUGAUGCUCGAGCUGUCACUUCAGUUAUAUUUUUGUUUCUCUCAAUUCCAGCUCUUCUUUUGUAUCGAAUAUAUGGCAGUGUGUCAAUGUUCGUCAAUAUUGCAUUAAUGUUUGCUUCUGGUUUACUGGUAAAUGGACCGUAUUCCCUAAUUACCACUGCAGUUGCAACUGAUCUUGGUACAAAGACCUUGAUAAAAGGAAAUUCUCGUGCAUUAGCUACUGUCACUGCAAUUAUAGAUGGUACUGGUUCUGUAGGUGCUGCUCUUGGACCUCUUUUGGUUGGAUAUAUUUCUACUAGAGGAUGGAACAGUGUAUUUUUCAUGCUUAUUAUUUCAAUAUCCUUUGCGGGGUUCCUGUUGAUUCAUGUUGUGAAAAAGGAGGUUAAAGAAAAGCUGAAUGAUGGAAAAUGGCUUUGGUGCAGCAUACUCACCCAUUAAUAAUGGACUUCGUCAAGACCUUUUUGCUCACACAUUUACAUCUUGUUAUAGAACGACUUUUUCGUUGCUGAUAGGAUAAAAAUGGAUGAUCCAUGAGAGAUAAAAAUUCCGCUGCUGCUAUUUUUUACUAUUAGGAAGAGUAUUAGUCUAUACAUCAAACUGGAACUUGUCUGGGUUCCAUCCUCACAUGUAUUAUUAUUAUUAUUUUUUUUUUGUCAUAUUAGGAAAUCAUUUUGUAUACUAGCUUGCAGGAGAUAGGUCGGAAACAUUUAUUUUAGCACAAUUCACCUUUUCUACUGCUAUUUUUCAUUUACUAUUUGUACUUCAUUGAGCUUGUAGCUUGUAUUGAUUGAGCCUGUUGUAAAAUCUAGAAUACACAUAAAUCAUUUUUUCCUUUUAGAUGCCAUAUCCCAUGCCUGCCUUGGU